UCCAGAGAGGGAGCAGCCAGCAGCAGCAUCCAGCUCACUGUCUCUGGUAAGAUCAGACUGUGGAGUUAGUGUUGAUGAAGCUGUGUGGAAAUGGAUGAAAUGCUGUAAAUUGUCUUUGUCACCAGCUCCACACCCACAGCGGAGGCUGCUGUGAACACACAGGCUAGUAAGCACGGCAACCAAUGAUGGCAGAUAAACAGCUAUGGCACAUUCACUGGUAUGGACGAAACAUCAACGAUAUGCUUUACAUUGACUAUGGCCUGCCCAUACUUUAAAUAUUAACUUGGUCCUCAAAUCAUCAGCACAGCGCCAUUAUCACAGACAUUGGCACAGCUGCAGGACACUGGCAAUCUUGAUCAACGGUACACGCUGUGUGGGGAAGGGGUGUGAGCAGCGUGUAAAUGAGCAUGAUUGACUCUUCAACAACAUUCCUCCUGGAUUUUAUUGGUUGGUUCUGGCUGGGAGUGGUGUAAUCCUGCAAAUGGCAGUAGAGGGAGCCAGAAGAGCUUGACUUACCAGUUAAUGCAUAUAGUAUAUUUAAAAAAAAGAAGAUUUGUAAAGAUAAAGUAAUUUUUAGUAUUCUUUCCAAUCUUACUUAACCACAGGUACCAAACUACAUGUCUCCAUGGUGAUAAGGCUGCCCACCAGUCUGAGAAUGGGAUGGGGGAUGAUGAUUAUGAUGUCACCACCAAGCAUCACUUCUGAGCUGAAAAUAUUUUUUCAUCACUCUCUGCUACUGCUGGUUAUCUGCUUCCUCUUCCAAUCCAGAAUAAACUAUGAGUCGUUCUACAGACACUGCAGAAUGGAGGGAACAUCUGUCCACAGGCUGCUGGCUCUGAUCUCUCUGCUGAGCUGCUCAACAAACCAAGCGCUCACAGCUGGUCUGACUGUGAGUCCCAGCAGAUCUCAGUUCUUUGAAGAAGACUCUGUGUCUCUGAGCUGUGAGGAACACAGCUCUGCUGGAUGGACUGUGAGGAGAAACACAACCAGAGAAACCAGAACUCAGUGUGGAGAUAAAUGGGGGAAACCAGCUGGCUUAACCUGUAACAUCAUCUACAUCAUCCAAGGUGAUACUGGAGUGUACUGGUGUGAGUCCAGAGAGGGAGCAGCCAGCAGCAGCAUCAACCUCACUGUCUCUGGUGGAUCAGUGAUCCUGCAGAGUCCUGUCCUCUCUGUGAUGGAGGGAGAUGACGUCACUCUGAGCUGUCAAACAAAGACUCCCUCCAACCUCCCAGCUGCUUUCAUUAAAGAUGGAGUCUUCAUCGGCAGUGAGUCUUCAGGUCAUAUGACCCUCCACCAUGUGACCAGCUCUGAUGAAGGCCUCUACAAGUGUAACAUCAGUGGUCAUGGAGAGUCUCCAUCCAGCUGGAUCUCUGUCUCAGAAAAACCUCCAACCACAGCUCCACCCGUCUCUCUAGAUCCUACCCCUGCCUCAGCUUCUUCUCACCUGUGGUUCAUGCUGGUCUGCCACCUGGUGGUCUUCUGUCCAUACUUCAUCUCCACUCUCCUCCUGGUGUCUUUGCAUCAACACAGAGCUGCAGUAAGAAAUGACCCGCCUGUUGCCAUGGUGAUGACUCCACCCACCCAGGCUGAGCAGGGAUUGGAUGAUGAUUAUGAUGAUGUCACCACAGAGCAUCACUUCUGAACUGAUCAGAUUAUCUCCUCCUGCCUGUUUUCAUCUUUUUCCACUUGUUUGAAAACUAUCUGAACACAUAAUAAUGACUUCCUUAGACCACUAACAUUCACUAACUGGGAAUAAUUGACCAACUGAGUUGCACUGUAUUAUAUAAGACUGGUCUUGCAGCAAGAAGUUCCCGGGUUAGAAUCUGAGGCUGGGGUCUUUCUGCAUGGGAUUUGUGUGUUCUCUCUCAGUGAAUGCAGGGGUUCUCUCUGGGUACUCUGGUUUCCCCAACAGUCUAGAAAUAUAACUGUUAAGUUAACUGGUCUCUCUAGAGUGCCUUAGGUGUGAUUGUGUCCAAGGUUGUUCCCCCUGUGUGUCUCUGUGUUGCCCUGAGAUGGACUGGCAACCUGUCCAGGGUGUACCUGUCACCCAGUAGCUGCUGGAGACUCCAGCUCCCCUGUGACCCUGGAUGAACAAGCAGGUGUAGACAAUGGAUGAAUGUAUUAGAAUAUGGAUGAAAAUGUUAACUUGUAAUUGCAUCAUAAUCUGAUGACAUAACUGAGCUGAAUUGAAAAUAUUUGAAUUAACCGAUAAGUAGUUUUGCCAUCUGGGCUUUUCUAUCUCACUCUGAACUUUAUCCAUUUAUCAGACAUUUUUAUUGAAAUAUCGUACAACUUAGUAACAACAUUCACAUCUCAGUUAAACAAAAGGACCUAGAAAUCCACUAAACACCAGCAGUUAAGACAACAGUUCAGGUGGAGCUGAUAUAGAAGGUCAGGGUGAAGAAUAAUAGGUCUGAUGAGCUACAGGUUCGCCAGGCAAUGCUAAUAAAGACAAACUACAGUGGUGAA
Girardinichthys multiradiatus is the source of this 2472-nucleotide messenger RNA. Its product is annotated as low affinity immunoglobulin gamma Fc region receptor II-b-like. Gene Ontology annotation, molecular function: transmembrane signaling receptor activity. Bases 626 to 1645 code for a protein of 339 amino acids. Gene Ontology annotation, biological process: cell surface receptor signaling pathway. The transcript is spliced from 7 exons. Lineage: Eukaryota; Metazoa; Chordata; Actinopteri; Cyprinodontiformes; Goodeidae. The record is from RefSeq and is a predicted model, not a curated record.